Messenger RNA from Sceloporus undulatus (fence lizard), 5315 nucleotides. Its product is annotated as zinc finger protein 624-like. Gene Ontology annotation, biological process: regulation of transcription by RNA polymerase II. The transcript is spliced from 15 exons. Gene Ontology annotation, molecular function: RNA polymerase II cis-regulatory region sequence-specific DNA binding; DNA-binding transcription factor activity. Bases 340 to 4941 code for a protein of 1533 amino acids. Lineage: Eukaryota; Metazoa; Chordata; Lepidosauria; Squamata; Phrynosomatidae. The record is from RefSeq and is a predicted model, not a curated record.
GAGGAGGGGAAGGUAAUGAGUGUGACUCCUCUGGUCCCUUCUCUUCUCCUUCCUCCUCUUCCUCUGGGCGGCCAUGAAGGGAGGCUUUUGGUGGCUUCUGCAGAAAGACUGGGAGGAGAAUCAGAGCUUCUCUUUGGAUUGAACUUCUUUUCAAUUUCCUUUUAACUCUCAAGGCUGGAUUAACUUGGUAGAAGAUCUGGAGCAAUGUCCUCCUUGGACAUGCAUAUGAGCUGUUGAAGAAGCAGCAGCAUAGAGAAUUAAUAAAUAAGUAGGUCAGCCCUGAACAGGAAGGUCCUGGUGCAGCCCAAGCAGAGGUGGAGGGACAGCAAAGAAGGGGAAAUGGCAACAACUACACUGCUCAAGCUGUGGGGUGAUCAGGUGGACUCUGAAUCAUUGCCUCUUGGUGGCGGAACAGAAAUUUCUCCUUUGCAGUCACCUCAGUGGCUGGCAUUCUUUGAGGAGGUGGCUGUGCAUUUUUCCAAGGAAGAAUGGGAUCUUCUGGAUCCAAGCCAAAGGGCUCUCUACAAAGAAGUCAUGCUGGAGAAUUAUGAGAUUGUAGCCUCUCUGGGUGGUGCUUGGAACAAUGAGAACUAUCAGAAUCUAUCUCAGAAACAGCAUCUAGUGUCGAUGGAAAUCACCAAAUAUGAUAAUGGCAAAGAAUCUGGAAAGAGUUUUAGUGAGAGUCAACCACUUUCUCAACAUCAAGGGGAUGAGAAAGAAGAAAAACCUUUUGCCUGUAUACUAUGUGGAAAGAACUUCAGUGUGAGCUCAGAACUUCCUCUACCUGAAGGAAUUCACACAGAGGAAAAGCCAUAUAAAUGUAUGGACUGUGAAAAAGUAUCUAGUAUGAGCUCAAAUAUUGUAGCACUUGGAGGAAUUCACACAGAAGAGAAGCCUUAUAAAGGCAUGGAGUGUGGAAAGGUUGUUAGUAUGAGCUCAGAUGUUACUAACCAUGAAGAGACUCAAACAGGGAAGAAGUCAUAUAAAUGCAAGGUGUGUGGAAAGAACUUAGGCAGUAGCAGAUCUCUUUCUGCCCAUCAAAGAACUCACACAGGGGAGAAACUGUAUAAAUGUGUGGUUUGCAAAAAGAGCUUCAUUCGGAAAGAUCAUCUAGCAAAGCAUCAGAGAACUCAUACAGGGGAGAAACCAUAUAAAUGCACAGAGUGUGGCAAAAGUUUUAGUGAUAGUGGAUCACUUAUUGUCCAUCAAAGAAUUCACACAGGAGAGAAACCAUAUAAAUGCAUGGACUGUGGAAAAAGCUUCAUUCAGAAUGGACAUCUUAGACAGCAUCAAAGAACACACACAGGGGAAAAACCAUAUACAUGCAAGGACUGUGGAAAGAGCUUCAGUCAGAAUGGGGACCUUAGGCAGCAUGAAAGGACUCACACAGGAGAGAAACUGUAUAAAUGCACGGAGUGUGGAAAAAAUUUCAGCGACAAUCGAUCACUUACUGUACAUGAAAGAAUUCACACAGGGGAGAAGCCAUAUAAAUGUAUGGAGUGUGGAAGGAGCUUCAGUGUUCAUGGAUCGCUUACUAAACAUCAGAGAACUCACACAGGGGAAAAACCAUAUAGAUGCAUGGAGUGUGGAAAGAACUUCACUGAUAGUGGAUCACUUGCUGUACAUGAAAGAACUCACACAGGUGAAAAACCAUAUCAAUGUACAGAAUGUGGUAAGCGUUUCGGUCAGAAAAGACAUCUUAGGAAACAUCAAAUAACUCACACUGGGGAGAAACUGUUUAAAUGCACAGAAUGUGGAAGGAGCUUCAGUGAUAGUGGAUCACUUACUAUACAUCAGAGAAAUCACACAGAUGAGAAGCCAUACAAAUGCAUGGAGUGUGGAAAGAGCUUUAGUGUGAGCACAUAUCUUAUUAUACAUGAAAGAACUCACACUGGGGAGAAGCCUUACACAUGCAUGAUAUGUGGAAAGAACUUAAGUAGUAGCGGAUCACUUGCUGUACAUGAAAGAACUCACACAAGUGAGAAACCAUUUAAGUGUAUGAAAUGUGGAAAGAACUUCAUUCGGAAAGAGCACCUUAUGAACCAUGAAAGAAUUCACACUGGAGAGAAACCAUAUGAGUGCACAGAGUGUGGAAGGAAUUUCAGUGACAGUGGAUCACUUACUAAACAUCAAAGAACUCACACAGGGGAGAAACCAUAUAAAUGUACAGACUGUGGAAAGAGCUUUAGCCAAAAUGGGCACCUUAGGCAGCAUCAAAGAACUCACACAGGGGAGAAACCUUAUAAAUGUAAGGAGUGUGGAAAAAGCUUCAGUCAGAAUGGUGACCUUAGGCAGCAUGAAAGAACUCAUACAGGAGAAAAACCAUAUAAAUGCAUGGAGUGUGGCAAAAGCUUCGGUGAUAGUAGAACACUAACAGUGCAUGAAAGACUUCACACAGGAGAGAAGCCUUAUCAGUGCAUGGAGUGUGGGAAACGCUUCAAUCUGAGUGGAUCACUUACAAAACACCAAAGAACCCACACAGGGGAAAAACCAUAUAAAUGUAUGGAGUGUGGAAAGUGCUUCAGUGAGAGUGGGACACUUCUUAAGCAUGAAAGAACUCACACAGGAGAGAAACCAUAUAAUUGCCUGGAGUGUGGAAAGAGCUUCGGUAAGAAAGAACAUCUUAGACAUCAUCACAGAACUCAUACAGGGGAGAAACCAUAUAAAUGUGUGAGGUGUGGAAAGUGCUUUCGUUUGAGUGCACACCUUACAGCGCAUGAAAGAAUUCACACUGGGGAAAAGCCCUAUAAAUGCAUGGUGUGUGGAAAGCGCUUCAAUCAAAAGGGGAACCUUUGGAAGCAUCAAAAAACUCAUGAAGGAAAUAAACCCUGUAAAUCUACAGAUGCUUUUGUAACCUUCAAGGUUACAAAAGCACUUGAGAGAAAUGAAUACCCCGAAAGGACAGCAGGCAGUGGAACAGCUUCAGACACACAUUUGGGACUGUCUCUUCUGCAUAGUCCAAUAGAAAGCAUAACCAUGAAGACACAUCAGCAGCUGCUGUCCUUUGAGGAGGUGGCUGUGUAUUUCUCCAAGGAAGAGUGGGAUCUCCUGAAUCUAGACCAAAGGGCUCUCUACAAGGAAGUCAUGAUGGAGAACUAUGGGAAUUUUUCUUCUCUGAAAGUUCCCAAACCACUCCUUAUCACCUUGCUGGGAAAAAGAGGAAUCCUGUUGGUCCAGGACUCAGAGGAACAGAAGAGAUUGACAGGUAGUGCAAUGCCAGAGCAUACUGACAGUGGGUCACUUCAUGGUGGUAGAUCAAACAGAGCUACCAUGCAGCCAUCUGAGUGGCUGGUGUACUUUGAGGAGGUGGCUGUGUAUUUCUCCAAGGAAGAGUGGGAUCUCCUGGAUCCAAGCCAAAGGGUGCUCUACAAGGAGGUCAUGCUGGAGAACUACCGGAUUGUAGCCUCUUUGGGAAUUUCCAAACCGGACCUCAUCUUCUACCUGGAAGAAGGAGAUGAUCCAUUUGUCCCACCUGCUGCACAACAGAAGAAAUUGACAGGUCAUGGUCGGGGUAACAAGAACUCUCAGAAGCCAUCUGCAGUAUCACUGGAAAUGAGCAAGUAUGACGAGAAAAGAGAGUUAUUUGGGAAUCAAAGGGGACCAAAAAAUCACAAGCAAAACCAGUCUAAGAAAGGAAAGAAGAAAUCGUUUAGUUCUCAAGAGGCUCAAAUCACUGAACUGAUCACUCAAGAAGAUCUGAAAGGAAAGAAAAGGAAAAAAUUGUCAGUCUUGGGGAAGAAAAUUCCAAAGAAUUCAAAAUUAAAAAGACUUUGCAGAAGCCACAUAGCUGAUAAGCCACAUGUGUGCAUGGAGUAUAAAAACAGCUUCUGUUAUAGAAGAAUAUUUACUAUACAUAAAAGAAUCCAUGGACCAGAGAAGCUGUUUAAUUGCAUGGAGUGUGGAAAGAGCUUCAAACAGAGUGGGACACUUACUAGACAUCAAAGAAUUCACACAGGAGAAAAACCAUAUCAGUGCAUGGACUGUGGAAAGAGAUUCAGCGACAAUGGAAAACUUACCGUGCAUCGAAGAAUUCACACAGGAGAGAAACCAUACCAAUGCAUGGAGUGUGGAAAAGGUUUCAGUGUGAAUGGGAAACUUACUAGACAUCAAAGAAUUCACACAGGGGAAAAGCCAUAUAGAUGCUUGGAAUGCGGAAAAUACUUCAGUGACAGUGGAACGCUUACUAUACAUCGAAUAAUUCACACAGGGGAAAAGCCUUAUAAAUGCGUGGAGUGUGGAAAGAGUUUCAGUACCAAUGCAAGACUAAUUAGGCAUCAGAUAAUUCACACGGGAGAAAAACCAUAUAAAUGCAUAGAAUGUCGGAGGAGCUUCAGGGAGGAAACAAAACUUAUUCAGCAUCAAAGAAUUCACACGCUUGCGAAGCUGUACAAAUGUAUGGAGUUUGAAAACAGCUGUGAUGCUAAUGGAAAAUUUCCGAUACAUCUAAGAACUCACAUACUGGAGAAGCCAUAUAAAUGUGCAGAUUGUGGAAAGAGCUACAUUGACAGCAGAAACCUUGCUGUACAUUCAAGAACUCACACAGGGGAGAAACCAUACCAGUGCAUGGAGUGUGGAAAGAGCUUCAUUCAGAAAGGGAACCUUACACAGCAUCAAAGAACUCACACAGGGGAGAAACCUUAUAAAUGCAUGAAAUGUGAGAGGCAGUUCAGUACUGGUGGCUCUCUUAUAAAGCAUGAAAGAACUCACACAGGGGAGAAGCCAUAUACAUGCACCGAGUGUGGCAAGAGCUUCCGCGAUAGUGGGACACUUACUAGACAUCAUAGAACCCACACAGGGGAGAAGCCAUAUAACUGUAUGGAAUGUGGAAAGAGCUAUUGUCGGAAAGAGCUCCUUAGGCAGCAUCAAAAGACACACGGGAGAAAUCUCAUAAAUGUAUGCGGUUUGAAAAGAGCUUCCAUGAAACACCAAGCUCUUUGUUAAUGUCAGUUCACACAGAGGAGAAGCCAUCCAUAUAAGCGAAUGGAGUCUAGAAAGUCCUUCCCACCUAAGAACCAAUGUGGGGAAAACUACUUAAAGGCUUUGGCAUGUGGAAUGAUUAAAUGAUAGCUGGAAAAUUUCUCAACAUCAAAGUACUCACAAAUGGAGAACACAUAUAUAUGUGUGUUGUGUAGAAUAUGCUUCAUAGAGAGCUUAAAUUUGGUUUACCGUAUGUACGCGACUAUAAAUCGGCCUCAUAUAUAAGUCAAAGGCUAGUUCUGGGGUAAAAAUUAUGGAUUUUGAUAUGACUUGUGGAUAAGUCGACUUAGGGGCAUAUAAUGAAGGAUGUAAAAGAUGAAGUAAAGGGAAAUAAUGCC